UUAUAAAGUUGCCUACACUUCCUCAGCUGCUGGUGAAAGUUAGGUUAGGUUAGGAACUGAAAAUACCUAAGAAUUUGAUAUGAAUUUUAUUAAAUCCUUCGCGGGAACAUUAUUUAACCAAACUUUAAAUUCUAAUGGAAAUUUUCAACAAAUUCGAACAAAAUGGGUAAACCGAUGGAUGAUAAGAGACGUUAAGAGGCGAAAAGUGACAACAGAGUAUGCUCCUUUACGUUUACGAAUUAAUUCGCUUCGCAGAAAUGAUAUCCUUCCCCCAGAAAUAAAGGAACUAGCUGAUGCACAAAUUGAAGCCUUACCUCGUGAUUCUGCCCUAAUGAGAACUACGAAAAGAUGCGUAAUAACAUCUAGACCUAGAGGUGUUGUGUACCGUUGGAGAAUGAGCAGAAUUGUAUUCAGAAACCUGGCCGAUUAUAAUAAAUUAUGCGGAGUUCAACGAGCAAUGUGGUAGUUUACCAUAUUUUUGUUUAUUAUUAAAUGCUGUAGAAAUUC
Molecule: messenger RNA, 507 nt
Organism: Leptinotarsa decemlineata (Colorado potato beetle)
Lineage: Eukaryota; Metazoa; Arthropoda; Insecta; Coleoptera; Chrysomelidae
Gene: mRpS14
Product: mitochondrial ribosomal protein S14
Biological process (GO): translation
Cellular component (GO): ribosome; mitochondrial small ribosomal subunit
Molecular function (GO): structural constituent of ribosome
Source: RefSeq, a predicted model, not a curated record